Molecule: messenger RNA, 2354 nt
Organism: Alligator sinensis (Chinese alligator)
Lineage: Eukaryota; Metazoa; Chordata; Crocodylia; Alligatoridae
Gene: PDGFD
Product: platelet derived growth factor D
Exons: 7
Biological process (GO): positive regulation of MAP kinase activity; positive regulation of ERK1 and ERK2 cascade; positive regulation of cell migration
Cellular component (GO): membrane
Molecular function (GO): growth factor activity; platelet-derived growth factor receptor binding
Source: RefSeq, a predicted model, not a curated record
CUCGUCGCCCUGCUGCUCUGCGCCCACUUGUGCAGCCGGCCGGGCCCCGCGGCAGGGCAGGGAGGCUCCAUCAAAGCCCUGCGCUCCUCCAACCUCCGGCGCGAUGAGAGCAAUCACCUCACAGACUUGUACCGGAAAGAAGAGACCAUCAGCGUCGCCAGAAACGGCUGCAUCCACAGUCCCCGCUUCCCGAGUAGCUACCCCAGGAACCUGCUACUGACAUGGAGACUCCACUCACCGGAGAACACAAGGAUACAUCUGGCCUUUGACAAUCAGUUUGGACUGGAGGAGCCUGAAAAUGAUAUCUGCAGGUAUGACUUUGUGGAAGUAGAAGAUCUAUCUGAAACCAGUACAGUUAUACGAGGACGAUGGUGUGGACACAAGGAAGUUCCUCCAAGAAUAACUUCAAAAACAAACCAAAUAAAGAUAACCUUCAAAUCUGAUGACUAUUUUGUGGCUAAACCGGGAUUCAAGAGUUGUUAUUCCCUUGUGGAUGAUUUCCAGCCUGCAGCCUCAGAAACCAACUGGGAAUCUGUCACAAGCUCUGUCUCAGGGGUAUCCUAUCCCUCUCCAUCAGUGACUGACCCUACCCUCACUGUGGAAGCUCUAGACCAGACCGUUGCUGCAUUUGACACUGUGGAAGAGCUACUCAAACACUUUAAUCCGGAUUCAUGGCAAGAAGAUCUUGAAAAUCUGUACACGGAUGCUGGACAUCACUCUCGAGGCAGGAGCUACCAUGACAGAAAGUCUAAAGUUGACCUGGACAGAUUGAAUGAUGAUGUGAAACGUUACAGCUGCACUCCGAGGAACUACUCUGUCAACUUAAGGGAGGAACUGAGACUGACAAAUGUGGUUUUCUUUCCCCGCUGCCUCCUGGUCCAGCGCUGCGGUGGGAACUGUGGAUGCGGCACUGCAAAUUGGAAAUCUUGCACAUGCACCUCUGGGAAAACAGUGAAAAAAUAUCAUGAGGUGCUGAAAUUCAUCCCUGAGUUAAGCCAUGUCAGGAGGAAGGGAAGAACCAGGAACAGCAUGGCCCUAGUGGAUAUUCAACUGAACCAUCAUGAGCGCUGUGAUUGCAUCUGCAGCUCAAGACCUCCACGAUAAAAACAGACCAAAGCACAUUACUUGCAGUUUAAAGGGUGUUUAAUUUUGAGCAGGGUUGGUCUCAAAUGACUUUCUCUAACUGAUAAUUUGAACUUUGCUACUAGCCUACAUUGCAAUUGGCAAAAAUUAUUCUGUGUUUCAGCAUAGCUAUGUUGAUUAGUGCCACGGCAGCUAAACAGGUAUAUCAUUGUUUCUGUGUCAUCAUCUGAUAAUACAGGAUUACAUUUAGCAGUAGAUUCUGAGGUUUGAAAGUUUCAAACCUGAAUAUGGGGAUAAGCAACACAAUUCCAAUUUAAAUUAAUUAAAGUUGUGCAGCUAAAUCCCAUAUCUGGAGAUAAAAAUCUUCACUGAGAUAAUCUUAUAUCUGUGUUUGCAUCUUCUAAACUUACACAUACAUGCAAGUACCUAAUUUCUGGCAUCAUGUAUACCUGGCCUACUGGGUGGCACAGGUAAAUGAGGGUAGUAUUUGAUCCAAUAUACCUAUAUAAUGGUUAAUUCACUUCAAUCCAUCCCCUAAGUAGAAUUUCCCUUUGUCCCUUUUCAGUACAUUUAUAGAUAACGAGGAAAAUAUAGAAUAAAAUAAAACUACAGUGAAGUCAUGUCUUGCAGUCUAUACUCCAGCAAAACAUUUAUCAUAAUCAUAUAACACUUUGCCUGAGGACCUGGUCCUGAGCGCUAUCAAGCCCACUGAAGUACUGCCACUUGGUUAAAGAUGUUUGGUUAAAGAUGCAGGGUCUCCAUGAAGAAAGCAAGAUAUGACUCUUGUAUAUGUUCUUCUUCACUGUGUUUCAAGGAUUGUGUUUUUUUCUAGGUAGACAGUCAAAAUGGACAUUAUUCUGUUGAAAAUGCUGAUGUUUCUUGCAUGUGUAUUCAAGCUGAAAACAAAACUGGGUUCUAGCUUUAGAGAACAGAUCAAAUAUCAAUAUUGGUUUGAUUUGGGUUUUUUUUAUAAGGAAUACUAUAACUUUGUCACCAUAUACAGUAACCUUAAUUGUCUGACUUCAGUAGCAUAUAUUGCCAUGAUUAAAAUAUUGGCACUGAUUUUCUUUUGGAUUGCAUUUUGUUCAGACAUAUUAGCUCAUUAAUUGACAUCUGUAUCUUGAAAAAUGUUCAGCAUUAAUUACUAUUCACAAAAAAUAUUCUACCACCUUUUAAUUAAAUAUGCACCUUAAAAGCUAUAGCAUAGCUCCUAUGCCUAUCAAAACAUUAUGAAAGUGCUCUAACUAAAAUAAAGGAUUUUUUUUUCCAAA